Molecule: messenger RNA, 930 nt
Organism: Prorocentrum cordatum
Lineage: Eukaryota; Dinophyceae; Prorocentrales; Prorocentraceae
Source: the annotation of a GenBank genome assembly
AUGCGGUGGGUCUCGCUGGUGGCGCUGACGCUGCAGACCACGGCCCAGGUCCUUGUCAUCAAGUGGGCCGGGGCGGAGCGGCGGGGCGGCGCGGAGCCGCGGUACCUGCCGAGCACGGUGGUGCUGUUCACCGAGGUGCUCAAGACGUGUGUCAGCUUCGCGCUGGUGGCAGCCGAGAGCGGCGGGCCCGCGGAGGCCCUCGGGGUGGUCGCCGGCCACUUCUCGCGGGAGCCCGUGGAGGCCCUGAAGGUCUGCGUGCCCUCGCUGCUCUACACCCUCCAGAACAACCUGAUGUUCUUCAGCCUGGGGAGGCUGAGCGCCGCGGUGCAGCAGGUGACCUACCAGCUGAAGAUCCUGACCACGGCCCUGCUCAGCGUGCUGAUCCUGGGCAGGGUGCUGACCGCCACGAGGUGGUGCGCGCUGCUGCUGCUGCUGGCCGGCAUCGCCCUCGUCCAGUGGCCGCGGGGCGCCGGCGCGGCAGCGCGAGUGCCGGGGCGGGGGGCGGAGGCGCUGGCGGCGGCAGGCUGGGGCGACGAGGCUUUGGGCUUCGCUGCCGUGCUGGCGGCGUGCUUCACCAGCGGCCUGGCGAGCGUGUAUCCCAGAGGGGAAGCUGCUGAAGCAGACCGACGCGUCCAUCUGGCUGCGGAACGUCCAGCUCGGCGCCUUCGGCUCCCUGAUGGCCGCCGUCGUGGCCCUCGCGGGGGACGGCCCGCGGAUCGCCAGCGGUGGCCUCACGCAGGGCUACUCGGCCCGCGCCGCAUGCGUGGUCGCCACGAAUGCGCUCGGGGGGCUGCUCUGCGCCGCGGUGCUCAAGUACGCGGACAACAUCUCGGGGAGGCACCGCGCUCUCGAUUGUCCUCACGUGCGCGGUGUCGUUCGCCGUCCUGCACGAGCAGGCCUUGGACUUGCCCUUCGUGCUCGGGGCUCUGA